CUAGGAACCAGACACGCGAGAAACACCGGACCUGUUUAGUGUGACACACAGUGCUGGAGCCAUGUGCCACACGUCGUGUCGGGUCCACAGUUGAAUAGUUGUCUACAGGUGUUUGCUGUCAUUAUGAUCGUGGUUUGUUUUUGUAGUACAAAUCCACUGUGUCGCGUUUAGUGUGCCUUUGCUCCGCGUGUCGCUGAAUUAUGGGGAAAUCAAAGACCAAGAACCAGAAGAAAUCCCGAGUCGCAGCGAACCAUGUGGCCGAGCACACGUACGGAGCUGUGCCCCACUCCUUCGUCUUCCAUCGGGGUCAGGUCGGGAAAAACGUGGGUCAGCUCAUCCUGGACGUGCGGAAAGUCCUGGAGCCCUACACCGCCGAGUCUCUGAAGGUCAGGAAAAAGAACGUGCUGAAAGAUUUCGUGUCCAUCGCAGGACCCCUGGGAGUGACACACUUCAUGAUCUUUAGCAAGACCCCCAGCAGUAUCAACAUGAGACUUGCUCGACUUCCCAAAGGCCCCACGCUUCAUUUCAGAGUGCUCAAGUACUCUCUCAUCAAAGAUGUGAUUUCAACUCUGAAGAAGCACCGGAUGCACGAGCAGCAGUUCUCACAUCAUCCACUACUCAUCCUCAAUAACUUUGGAACUGAUGGCAUGCACAUUAAACUCAUGGCCACCAUGUUCCAAAACAUGUUUCCUUCCAUUAAUGUGCACAAGGUAAGCCUCAACAACAUAAAGAGGUGUGUGUUGCUGAAUUACAACCCGGAGACUCAGGAAAUAGAGUUUCGGCAUUACAGCCUGAAGGUCGUCCCUGUCGGCAUGAGUCGCGGAGUCAAGAAGCUGAUGCAGGAGAGGUUUCCCAACAUGAACAAGUUCGAGGACAUCAGUGAGCUGCUGAUGAAGGGGGCGAACCUUUCAGAAAGUGAAGCGGAACAAGACGGGGAUCACAACAUCACCGAGCUGCCGCAGGUCUACUCUGGAAGAGGCAACAUGCCAUCCCAACAGAGUGCUGUCCGUUUGACCGAGAUUGGUCCUCGCAUGACUCUGCAGCUGACGAAGAUCCAAGAAGGCAUGGGAGAAGGAAAUGUCCUCUAUCAUACCAUGAUCUCCAAAACAGAGGAGGAAAUACAGGAGAUCCUGAACAGGAAGGAGGCCCAGUUAAAGGAGAAGGCGGCUCGGAGGAAGAAGCAGGCGCAGAACGUUGCUCAGAAAAAAGAGAUGCGAGAAGAGAACAAGAAGAAGAGUCUGGAGGGCAUUAAGCGGAAACGCGAUGAGGAAGAAGACGAUAGUGAGGUGGAGGAUCCUGGGAGGCAGGACGGUCACACGGCUCCUCAUGUGUCAGACGACGAGGAGGAGUACUACAGACAGGCUGUCGGACAGGAGCCAGAUGAAGACAUGUUCCCAGUCAAAAAAAAGAGGCGGAGCUCAGAACAUGGACCUGACAGGCGGAGGACGCCGUUCGCUGGUAAAUCCGGGAGACAUGACGGACAAUCUAAAUCACCAAAGAGAGGGGGUCCAGAAGGCUCGCAAAGAGACAAAACGGGAAAAGGUUUUAAGAAAUUCGGGGACAGGGAGAAACCGUUUGGAAACAAAAUGAAGCCUGGAGGAAAGGCAUUCGGAGCUAAGAAAUUUGGUGACAGAGAAAGCAAAUUUGGUGACAGAGAAAGUAAAUUUGGUGGAAAGAAGAAAUUUGAAGGGAAAAAAACGUUUGGAAAGAAAAACAAGGACAGCUCGUUUAAAUCUAAAGGUCAGAAAAGCAAAGAUGGCUUCAAGAAGAAAGGUAUGGGAGCGAAGCAAGGAUUCAAACAGAGGAAGGGAAAAGGUCAACUUAAUAAACUUCAGCAUGAGAGCAAGAUGGCGCACAGUUUCGCCGUCUGUGAGAGGUUUCAAAUAAACCUGCUGCCCUGGAUGUACGGGGUUGAGUUCAUCGUGGCCCUGACAGGAAACCUCUUUGCCCUGUGGCUGCUGGUGGUCAGAGAGAGAAGGAACUGGCACACCGGCGUUGUCUUGUCUUGUAACCUGGCCAUCAGCGACCUGCUCUACAUCCUCACCCUGCCUCUGCUGAUUGUUUACUACUCACUGGAGAAACACUGGAUUUUUGGUGAAGCCGCAUGUAAGAUCGAGAGGUUCCUCUUCACCUGCAACCUCUAUGGGACCAUCUUCUUCAUCAUGGCAAUAAGUGUGAACCGCUGCGUUGCCCUCGUGUUUCCCUUCUUCACCCAUUCCUACGUGCUGCCUGCCCACGCCAAAGCCGUCAGUGUGGUCAUCUGGGUUGUCGUGGGAGCCAUUUCCUCCCCUGUGUGGAAAUUUGCCACCGUUAGCCGAAAUGAGCACAACAACCACAAUAAGUCUCUGUGUGUGUCCUAUGCUCGUCAGAAUCGUGCAGAUGAAAUCUCUCACUUCACGUACAAAGUAUUUCUGGCUGUGUUUGGGUGCCUCGUUCCAUUUAUAGUGACUUUCACUUCUUACUGUGUGGUGAUUUCGGUGGUGUGGAAAAAUGUCAGUAUAACAACACUGGAGAAACGCAAGGUCGCUCUGUUGGUCGGAUCGGUGGUUGUGCUGUAUGCUGUUUCCUUUGUGCCGUACCACUUCUUUCAGACCUACAACCUGUAUAUGAGAAAGAAGGAUCACACCAACACUGUGUGCUGGGUUUACGAGAUGUACCAAGUGUCCAAGGGCCUGGCAAGCCUGAACAUGUGUCUGCACCCAGUCCUUUACAUGGCUUUGUUUGACAGUAUGAGAGUAGCGUGUUGUGGGAAGAGCUCAGAGGACAACUUCCGCGCAGUGGCCAGAGAGUAAAGCUGCUGCCUGACGGCUUUUCUGCGAUGCA
Messenger RNA from Hippoglossus stenolepis (Pacific halibut), 2823 nucleotides. RefSeq names its product peter pan homolog (gene ppan). Gene Ontology annotation, molecular function: rRNA binding; G protein-coupled receptor activity. NCBI's taxonomy places the organism in Eukaryota, Metazoa, Chordata, Actinopteri, Pleuronectiformes, Pleuronectidae. Gene Ontology annotation, cellular component: membrane; preribosome, large subunit precursor. The coding region runs from base 201 to 2792 and encodes 863 amino acids. The record is from RefSeq and is a predicted model, not a curated record. The transcript is spliced from 13 exons. Gene Ontology annotation, biological process: rRNA processing; ribosomal large subunit assembly; G protein-coupled receptor signaling pathway.